GCACUAAUGCUAGAAUUGUUUUGUAACACCAACUCACAUGGAAAGAGACCUGAAUCUUUCUUUAAUAAAGAAAAGACAGUUGCUAUCCUAAUUCUAUAUAAAAUAGGUCUUUAAAAAGGUAGUUUUAUAAUGUUUAAUGUUGGAGCCAGUGUGUUGAGGGCUGUUAAGUUCCCUAUAUUUCAAGGCAUACGAACGACAUAUUUUACAAAUACAAAAUCUAUCUCCUGCGACCGUCUGCGCUCAUUUCAAAGUUUAAGUUAUCAACGGAAUAAGCAACCAUCGUCCGCAGCAAAUGGAGGAAAUGAAUGGAGCAGUCCUGGCUUAGAAAAUCUACUUGCUCAACUACAGGAAGCGGUUGGUGAAACAACAAAGACGAAUGAUGAUAUGGUAGCAGGUCCUCGAGAAGAAAAAUUGGAGGAUAACUUUUUGGAUACUGUUUGGCCUGAACCUGCGAACCCAGUGGAAGAGAUCAUCAAUCGGCCUUUCCAAGUAGACCCAGCUGUGCAACAUUUAGUCAACAUGAUUAUGAGGGACGGAAAAAAAACAAAGGCAGAGAAAAUUGUGGCUACUGCAUUGACCAUUGUACAAAAAGAAAAAGGAAAAAACCCAGUGGUAUUGCUGAGGCAGGCUUUAGCUGAUAUUUCACCCAUCAUGAAAUUGAUAACUGCUAAACGAUUCAAUAAGGGCGUCGAGUUCCCUAUUCCCUUGAAAGAGAAGCAAAGGAGGAGGAUAGCCAUUAAAUGGGUUUUGGAUUCAUCUAAAUCGCAUAGUUCAAAACGACUUUCGGAAAGACUUGCUAAAGAAAUUGUCGCAAUUCUUGAUAAUACCAGUUCUUGUUUCAAAAAGAGGGAUCAUUUGCAUAAGAUGUGUCUGGUCAAUCGUGGUAAUGCCCCUAUUCGUGUAUAGUUUUCCUUAUCUACCGUUUAAUGUAUGUAAACGUGUACCUGCUGGGAAUCUUUUCAUUUUCAUCGAUACGCUCACUCCAUAUACUUUGAAAAUUUUAUUGUAAUGUAUGCUAAAUUCCUCUAUAUAAAUAAGAUCAAUAAUAUGCAAUCUAGUCAUUAGCAAA
Molecule: messenger RNA, 1069 nt
Organism: Schizosaccharomyces cryophilus OY26
Lineage: Eukaryota; Fungi; Ascomycota; Schizosaccharomycetes; Schizosaccharomycetales; Schizosaccharomycetaceae
Product: ribosomal protein subunit S7
Exons: 2
Coding region: 130-906 (258 amino acids)
Biological process (GO): ribosomal small subunit assembly; translation
Cellular component (GO): ribosome
Molecular function (GO): structural constituent of ribosome; mRNA binding; rRNA binding
Source: RefSeq, a predicted model, not a curated record